Cyphellophora europaea CBS 101466 is the source of this 474-nucleotide messenger RNA. RefSeq lists its product as uncharacterized. Bases 1 to 474 code for a protein of 157 amino acids. Lineage: Eukaryota; Fungi; Ascomycota; Eurotiomycetes; Chaetothyriales; Cyphellophoraceae. The transcript has a single exon. The record is from RefSeq and is a predicted model, not a curated record.
AUGGCCUUGCGCGACAUCAUACGACGGUUCAAGGCAGAGUUUGGCCGCUCCUCGUGGAGCAUACUAAUGCCAGCACCGUGCGUCACCGCACUGAACGCUCUCGUACAUUACCUUGAUUCGUCCGACGUGCAGGACCUCUUUCAAGAACUGUUUACCUUGCUCUCCGAAAGCGCACUACGUUGGAACGUCACCAAGGGCAUGACGCGAGUCAUCCUCGGCAUGAUCGAGAGUAAAGGGGACGCCGUGCCUCCGGAGCUGCGCAAAAGCCUUCAGGCAAUAGCCGCGGGCCAGUGGAAGUCGCAAGAUCACCUUCAGUUCAGCAGCAGUUAUCCCAACUACGUCAUGGUUCGCCAGAAGCUCGAGGCGCCCGAGAUGAGUGACCUCCUUGAGCAAUGGGCCGGUCUGAAUUUUGGUGAUGAGCCCGCCGAGAUUGGAGAUUCUACUGAAGCAGGAGCCGCUAAAGCAUUGGGUUGA